Messenger RNA from Oncorhynchus gorbuscha (pink salmon), 2942 nucleotides. RefSeq names its product BTB and CNC homology 1, basic leucine zipper transcription factor 1 a (gene bach1a). Bases 148 to 1986 code for a protein of 612 amino acids. The transcript is spliced from 3 exons. Gene Ontology annotation, biological process: regulation of transcription by RNA polymerase II. Gene Ontology annotation, cellular component: nucleus. The record is from RefSeq and is a predicted model, not a curated record. NCBI's taxonomy places the organism in Eukaryota, Metazoa, Chordata, Actinopteri, Salmoniformes, Salmonidae. Gene Ontology annotation, molecular function: DNA-binding transcription factor activity, RNA polymerase II-specific; RNA polymerase II cis-regulatory region sequence-specific DNA binding.
CCACAAUACAGACACAAACCGAGAUCGAGAGCAGCAGGUUCUACCUCAUCCCCAGAACACGGGCCCAACCCAGACAACAGGAAGUGAUGUCAGGAACAUAGGAAGUGACGUCAGGGCACAGUGUUCAACUGCCAACCAAGUGGAACAAUGUCACACCAGAGUUUAACAGUGCCUUCGGACGGAAACGUACAAAUAAACUUUCUGUCGUCAUCCCGAUGUCCAAAGAGCCUGGCCUUACUAGUCAACCCGGUCAGCAGUGGUCGGGAGAAGUUCUGUUUACAGACCUGUGGCCCCAACAUGUCACCCUUAUCCCUCGGGGGACUGCCGUCCUCCAGUGGUCUUGGUGUCUGUCCCAUCCUGGCCAUGCCGUGUCCUGGUGGUGUUGACCGUAAGCCAGACCCCGAUGCCGUUUUCAGUGAUAGAGACAUCCUAGGAAUGGAGGCAGCGGUGUGUCCCAUGACGAUGGGUGAGGGGAGUCUGAGAGAUUGCCCACUCUCCUGUGAACUGUCCCAUGACGACGUGAGCCCAUCAGACCUUAUUGAGGCAACGGUUGGAGAGAUGGAUGAUGACCAGCCUGUUGUUGGGAGUCUGAUGGCUGAAGAAGCUGGGUGUAACCCAGGUUCCUGUAGCACGUGCCCACUGAGAGGCUCAGGGGUGGUAGAGGAGGCUGAGCUUCAGCUACCUGUAUUGGAUCUCCUGGCAAUACACAAAAGCCCUAACUCAGAAAAUAGUGAGGGGGAGAGCCAUGGUGGAUGCCUUAUGCUCCCAAAGUCACGACGAUUAGGUCAAGUAGAUCAGCUACCUGUGUUAAUGCAGAAAAACCCUGGUCUGGAUGGCAGCGUGGUUGUUGAGGGUCAUCUCCCUGACUCCGCCCUCACUGACCCCUCCCUCUCUGACCCCACCCUCUGUGGUCUUACCCCUGAUGGUAGGGGGUAUGGAGAGCGGAGCAGCGUGGAGAGGGAGGUGGCUGAACAUCUGGCCAAGGGUUUCUGGCCUGAUUUAUACCCCUCACAGACUGAACCUCUCCCUAGUCUCCCUAAUCUGGACACCAUGGAGCACGGAGGUCUGGGGAGAGUUCCUAAUCUGGACACCAUGGAGCACGGAGGUCUGGGGAGAGUUCCUAAUCUGGACACCAUGGAGCACGGGGGUCUGGGGAAGGCUACAGACUUCCCCUGGCAGCUAGACCUGAACUCUAAUCCAGCAGACUGUCCCUUCCUUAGAGACCUGGGGACAGGAGAGGCAGAGGGGAUGGAAGAGGUAGGGGGGGUGGGGGAGAUGGGUAAGGUAGGACAGACUGGUGUGAUGGGUGGGGUGGAGGAGACCGGGGAGGCCCAGACCCCCGGUGGGAACCACAGCCUGUCCCAGUCUGAGAUGAGUCCCUACAUGUCAUCUCUCAACUCAGGAGAGGACUCAGACGGAGACCUGGACACAGACGGAGACACGGAGAGAGAGGCCAACAACAGGAGAGCACAAGAGGUUCGUCUGCCCUUCCCGGUGGUUCAGAUCUCGUCAGUGAGUCGUAGUGCCUUCCAACAGCUCCUCCGAUGCCAGCAGCUGACCCACGAACAGCUGGAAUUCGUCCACGACGUCCGACGACGCAGCAAGAACCGCGUGGCCGCCCAGCGCUGUCGCAAGAGGAAGCUCGAAGGCAUCAGUCAACUACAGACGGAGAUCGGCACACUGAGAGGAGAGAAGAAGAGGUUGCUGGAGGAGCAGGCCCAUCUGCAGAGGAACAUGGAGGAGAUGUUACAGAGUCUGACAGGGUUGUGUCACAGCGUCUGCAACGAGGCAGGGGUCUGUCAUGAGCAGGACCAGCUACAGCUCCUAUCCAAGCUCCAGUCUCCUGACGUCUCUGUCUCAGCCCUCCUCAACACUCUGGCCUCCCCCAGCCUCCCCCUCUCCUCUCCCGGCCUCCCCCUGGGACUGAAGCCAGAGAGCUUAGAGCCCCAACCCCUGCCUACACCACCAGAACCAGCACAGCCCUAGAACCAAUCACAGCCCCAACCCCUGCCUAUACCACAACCACCAGCACAGCCCUAGACCCAAUCACAGCCACACCACUGCCUUAACCUGCCCUAGAGAACUGCCCCAAGGCGGUCCCAUCCUGCCCCAGUGCUGUCCCAUCCUGCCCCAAGGCUGUCCCAACCUCAACCUGCCCCAGAGAACUGCCUAGCGCUACAUAGCAACAUAUAAAUUCUGAGCCAUAUACUGUCUAGACUAUAGAUAAUAUAGAUCUGUUAUUGGAUAUAACUCUAUACUGUAUAGACUAUAGAUAAUAUAGAUCUGUUAUUGGAUAUAACUCUAUACUGUAUAGACUAUAGAUAAUAUAGAUCUGUUAUUGGAUAUAACUCUAUACUGUAUAGACUAUAGAUAAUAUAGAUCUGUUAUUGGAUAUAACUCUAUAGAUAAUAUAGAUCUGUUAUUGGAUAUAACUAUACUGUAUAGACUAUAGAUAAUAUAUAUCUGUUAUUGUAUAUAACUCCAAUGUAUAGACUAUAGAUAAUAUAGAUCUGUUAUUGGAUAUAACUCUAUACUGUAUAGAUAAUAUAGAUCUGUUAUUGGAUAUAACUAUACUGUAUAGACUAUAGAUAAUAUAGAUCUGUUAUUGUAUAUAACUCUAUAGAUAAUAUAGAUCUGUUAUUGGAUAUAACUCUAUACUGUAAAGAUAAUAUAGAUCUGUUAUUGGGUAUAACUCUAUAAUGUAUAGACUAUAGAUAAUAUAGAUCUGUUAUUGGAUAUAACUCUAUACUGUAUAGAUAAUAUUGAUCUGUUAUUGGAUAUAACUCUAUACUGUAUAGAUAAUAUAGAUCUGUUAUUGGAUAUAACUAUACUGUAUAGACUAUAGAUAAUAUAGAUCUGUUAUUGGAUAUAACUCUAUAGAUAAUAUAGAUCUGUUAUUGGAUAUAACUCUAUACUGUAUAGAUAAUAUAGAUCUGUUAUUG